Molecule: messenger RNA, 2880 nt
Organism: Achroia grisella
Lineage: Eukaryota; Metazoa; Arthropoda; Insecta; Lepidoptera; Pyralidae
Exons: 1
Coding region: 1-2880 (959 amino acids)
Biological process (GO): DNA integration
Molecular function (GO): nucleic acid binding
Source: RefSeq, a predicted model, not a curated record
AUGCGUUUUAGGGAAGGUGAGGUAGCCCUCAACGGAGACAUUCGUGAAAUGUUCCCGCAAACAAAAAUUAGGGCACAAGAUAGAGAUGCACAACGUUUUCUCUGGCGAGACGAUCCUUCUCUACCUAUAGCAGAAUAUAGAAUGUCUUCCAUGAUCUUCGGCGCCACCUCCAGUCCGUGCACCGCCAUUUUUCUAAAAAAUAAAAAUGCUUUAGAGCACCAGACUAAGUUUCCCGAAGCAGCAGAGGCUAUUGUUAGAGACCAUUACAUGGACGACUACCUUGGAAGUGUAGACAGCCCAGAACUCGCCGCUCGAUUAGUUGCAGAUAUCGUUACCGUGCAUAAAGCAGCCUGUUUAGAGAUGUGCUCAUGGGUAUCCAACAACCCCAAAGCGCUUACAACAAUAAGUCCUGACUUGUGGGCUGCCGACACAUCCGAGGUAGGUCUCGGACCGACAUCUCCUUCGCAAGUUAGAAUUUUAGGGGUGGCCUGGAACAUCAAGGAAGAUACUCUUAAUUUUAGAAAGUCCACAGAACUGCCUACCAGUGUGACAAAAAGAGUAGUCUUGUCCCAUCUCAUGAAGGUUUACGAUCCUCUUGGAUUUUUGAUGCCACUAACCAUCGCCGGUCGCAUCUUAUUUCAGGAAACAUGGAGAAUGGGUAUUGACUGGGACGAGGAGUUGCCCGCCUCUGCUAAGGCAAAGUGGCAGACUUGGUUCGCCGGUAUAGCAGAAGUCUCGGCCAAAAUUAAAAUACCACGCUGUUACCGAACCAGAUUUGCUGCGGAAUGCCAGCUCCACGUCCUAGCCGACUCAAGUGAAUCCGCUUACGCUUGUGUGGCGUUUUGGCGUUUUGUCCACCAGGACCAAUCUGUUCAUUUGGCUCUUAUAGGUGGAAAAGCGCGCCUAGCCCCUUUAAAGCCUGUGUCUAUCCCACGGCUCGAGUUACAGGCGGCUCUCAUGGCUUCUCGAUUCGCAACUUACAUCCUGGAGGCACACCGUCUUGUUGCUUCUAGAGUUUUCUUUUGGACGGAUUCCCUAACAGUUUUAAAGUGGUUGCGUAGCGAUGCCCGCACGUUUAAGCCGUUUGUUGCUCACCGUGUAGGAGAAAUAUUAGAGACUACAAACGUUGCCAAUUGGCGUUAUGUUCCAUCGGCCUUAAAUGUAGCAGAUGAUGCUACACGCGGUCUAUACUCUCUUUCCUCUUCCUCUCGAUGGUAUACUGGCCCAGAUUUUCUUUUGUCUCCACCAGACGAAUGGCCUCGCGAGCCUGCGGUCAUUGCUCCACUAGUAAUUGAGGAACUAAAACCCGAACACGCGUUAACAUUUUUGCUAACCGAACAUCCGGAAAUGCCAUCUCCGAUCGUAGCGAAUCACGAUCAUUUCGGUCGUUGGGUUCGGUUGGUUAGAGCAACCGCUCGUGCACAUCAUUGUGCUAAAAUAUUUCGGUCGCUUUUGAAAAAACCUCCAAAUUCAAAAUUAAAGAGUGCUGCCUCCAAGGUCUCCUUCAAAGUUUUGAAACCUCUUUCGGCCGCAGAAAUCUUGGAGGCCGAGAGGCACCUAUUUUUAUAUACUCAAUUGGAAUCAUUUAAACACGAAUUCUUGAGGCUUACCGCGGGUCUUCCCCCAACUAAUCAAGGGAGGCUUAGAGGUCUUGUGUUGAUGUUGGGAGAAGACGGUUUAAUCCGUUUAAAUGGAAGAAUUCGUGCUGUAUUAGAUGCACCCGCGCAGGACAUUAACCCUAUUGUUUUAGACGGUAAACAUCCAAUUAUAAAACUCCUUCUCGAUCACUAUCAUCGGAAAUUUGGUCAUGGUAAUAUCGAGACCGUCGUUAACUUCCUGCGCGGCAAAUUUUAUAUAAUAGCUUUACGCCCAAGUGUCAGGUCUGUUGCCAAACAAUGCAGUUUCUGUAGGAUUAGGAAGCUUCUCCCAUCUACGCCUCAAUUUGGUGAUCUUCCUGAAGAUAGGUUAUCCCAUCAUCAGCGCGCGUUUUCCUUCUGCGGUCUUGAUUACUUCGGUCCAGUUGAAGUUGCCGUUGGGCGCAGACGAGAAAAACGCUGGGUAGCUCUAUUCACAUGCCUUACCAUCAGAGCCGUUCAUUUGGAGAUCGUAGGAAGCCUUUCCGCAGAUGCUGCUAUCAUGGCCCUAAGAAGAUUUAUUGCUCGUAGAGGAUGUCCAGCGAGAAUCAUCUCAGAUAACGGCACGGCUUUUGUCGGCGCAGCCAACCAACUCACAGACGUUUUCGACUUCGCGGCCAACCAUAAAAUAGAGUGGGUCUUCAUUUGUCCAGCGGCACCAUCAAUGGGAGGUGCGUGGGAACGCUUAGUGCGAUCAAUAAAGUCUGCGCUUUCCGUAACCCUGAAAGAACAAGCUCCAAGAGAGGAAGUAUUGAGUACCCUACUUCUGGAAGCGGAAGCAGUAGUCAAUUCUCGCCCGCUGACACACGUACCAGUAGAGCCGGAGACACUACAGGCCCUCACACCCUUCCAUUUUUUAUUGGGCACACCAUCAACCGAGUUGGUCCGUCCCCGCACCGAUGCAGAUCUUUGCCGUCGCUUAGACCACAGGAAGGUACUGCGGUUAGCGGAGCUGUUUUGGGCCAGAUGGCUUCAUGAAUACCUACCCACGUUGAUUCCACGAAAGGCCGGAUCGACGCAAGCCAAAUUCAAAGUGGGAGAUCCAGUUCUGGUGGCGGAUCCAAAUCUUCCGCGAGGAACCUGGCCCAAAGGCCGUAUUUCUAAGAUAUUCACCGGUCCUGACGGAGUGGUCAGGGUGGUGGAGAUCCGGGGAAGCAUGGGGAUCUUGAAAAGACCAGUGCGCAAAGUGUUGCCCUUACUCCUAGAGCAGGGCACCCAAGAAAACUGCGCACAGUCGCCACUAUAG